Dentiscutata erythropus is the source of this 222-nucleotide messenger RNA. NCBI's taxonomy places the organism in Eukaryota, Fungi, Glomeromycota, Glomeromycetes, Diversisporales, Gigasporaceae. The record is from the annotation of a GenBank genome assembly.
AUGAUGAUCGUUAAUCAGAAUAUAUUUGCAUUAGUUGAAAUUGCCUUCGAAGGUACUAAUUUUGUAGUGCUUCAGGGAUGGAAAGUAUGGCUUGCUACCUUAGCACUUGACAUUGCCUGGUUAUUGGAUCGUAGCAUGUUUAAUUUCAUUCAAUAUGGUUUAUUGUCUGUGGUAUCUGAGACAGUUAAGGUAGAUAGAUAUGGUGUGCAAUUCUGGUUAAAG